Oldenlandia corymbosa var. corymbosa is the source of this 1629-nucleotide messenger RNA. The record is from the annotation of a GenBank genome assembly. NCBI's taxonomy places the organism in Eukaryota, Viridiplantae, Streptophyta, Magnoliopsida, Gentianales, Rubiaceae.
AUGGCACGUAAUGUAUCAUACAUGCUUAAUUUGUAUCAUACAAGUAAGUAUGUGAUAGAGAACGGUAGCAUCAACACUUUUUCGAAUACGCCGGAUGAUGGUUUGUUUGUCGAAGAAAGGUUGUCAUAUGAGGGAUUGAUUAGUAAGAUUUGUAUGACCCUUGGUUGGGAUCCAGCAUACGUGAAACUCCACCUUUCUUUGAUUUUCGAUAGUCCCGGUGGUAGGCAUGUAGUGAAGAUCAAGAAUGAUUCGCAUGUAGAGUUCAUGAACCGUGUAGAUCCAAUAGGGGAACGUGCUAGUACUUCUCGAAACCGUGAUGAAGAGGAGACACCUUUAUUUGCACAAAAUGACUACCGGGAAGAGUCGGAUUCCGACUACAUAGCUCCAAGUGAAAGCGAAGAAGACUGUGAUGUCUCCGGAGAGAGUGAUUUUGAAGAAAGUGAUGAUGAAAGGUUGGAAAAUGAGGAAAGGGAUUGUAAUCUAUUCGAUCGACGCCAUGUAUAUAGUAAGAUGGGGAACUGGGAUGCCUCAUGUGUAGACAAGGAUGAGUUUGCUCUUAAAAUGUGGGAUGAGACGCCCGAAGGAAUGGACAUUGGUGUUUGUUUCAAAUCUCAAUCAGAAGCAAAGCAUGCUGUGAAAUUAUGGAACAUCCAUCAUAAAAGGGAAUAUACGGUCGCCGCGAGUAGUCCAAGAACGUGGGCUGUGCGGUGCAGAACAUUUAAUGUGGAAAGUGAGGAUGGUGAACCACCAUGUGAGUGGAAGAUGCGUGUGUCAUUGAAAGCUCACGGCCUUCAUGAAAUUGUGAGAUGGCAUGAUGCACAUAAUUGCAUGACUCCUGUGAAUGAUAAUGACAAUCGAGAAGAACAAUUGUAUGUGAGAAAUUGCAUGACACCGAUCCCUCCUGAGUUAUGGAAAAAAUACGAGAAAAUGAAUGAUAAAGCAGCCAGUUUUGAAGCCACUCCUUUCGAUGGUGAUGAUGCUAUGUGGCGUGUUGUUACUGCCACACGCCUAAGUGGCAGGGGUGGGUCUCUGCAUACGGUGAACUACGAUGAACAUAGGAUUGAAAUGGCGACGCCGGUAUCGGGCUCCCAAUAUGACUAUCAACCUAAACAUCUUCACCCGGGACCUAUACAAGAUAAAAUGCUAUAUCGUCAAACAAAGCAUAGGUCCCAAGCUGUCUAUGAGAACAGGAUACCGGACAUUAAGACAUUCCGCCUCAAGGGCCGUAGGAGAGAAGAGUUCGUGCUACGAGAUUUGGAGGAAGGAGAUCCUGGUUCUGUAUAUGAGGGGUACUAUGAAUGGUUUAUGGUGAACACUGUCAGAUUGAUAUCCAAUCCCGAUAAUUAUGAACCUCAAGGAUACGAGACUUCUUCAAGCCGCGUGAAAUUAUAUGGUGAAGUAUUGAACAACAUUCGCGUGAGUACCGAGAGGUUUAGAGAAAAACGAGAAGAUGAUAAUCUCCUAGACGAAGAACUUGACAAGCAUUUGGACGAUAUCAUCAAUCAAACACAUGCUGCUUUAACCUUGGGCGCAAAUGAUGAAAUGGAGGUGGAUGAUACCCAAAUCCUGGUUGAUGAAGAUCCAUUUUUUCCCUCAAAACCUCCGCCGGGUAAAAAAGCGAAACCGUAG